CUAAUUCUUCUUUUUUCAUUGUAUGGCUAGAUUUUUGUGAUAAUUUGGGAAAAGAAAACACAAAAACAAAGCAUGGUUGCCCCGAAACAUUCUGAAAAUGGCAGUGGCGUCGCCGAAUACGAAAUAUAUUUAACGCAAACAAAACCACAAAAAAAGAAUGCAAGCUAUAAUUCUACUAUUCCAUCAGUGUCUUUAUAUUUGUUUGCCUUCAUGAUGGGAUUUGGCAUCAUGGCGUUGUACACUCAGUUUGUGAUUAAAACUCAGGUAACAGUUCUAGUAAGAGCGAUUGAAAAAGAGAAAGAGAAUUUGGAUCAAAUGCAAGUUCGAGAUGUCGAAGAGAAUAUGAAACAAAAUAGUGAUAUACUAAGAAGAGCAAAAAGGGAAUGGACAAGUCAGUGGGAUUAUCCUGCAGCACAUCUCAUUGGGCACGCGGGGCCGAACGACCGAACCUACGGAAAUCAGAUACCGCAAUACGGUAACUUUUUUCGUUGGACUUUGGGACAAAAUUCCUUCUCUCUUAUGGAAUUGGAUGAGUCUGAAACUGGAACCUUGAUUGUGGUCAACACAAGAGGAUACUACAUGGUGUAUUCACAGGUCACCUAUUCUGGACACGGAUUGUUUAAAAUUGGCCAUGAAACCGUCAAAAUAGCAGCUGGAAAUGGAGACGAAUCCGUACUUAUGAAAUCUCUGAAUACACAGCAAUUAUCAACAGCAAAAAGUGGAAUACCAACUCUUUCAAGAUCCUACGAUUCGAAUUACCAUGCUGGAGUAUUCUAUUUGCAUCCAGGUGACAAAGUCGGAGUGAAACCGUGGAAUUAUGGCCGAAAUCACACAUACGCGUCUCAAGGAGUAGGAUUAUACUUCGGCAUGGCAUUUCUUCACCAUUAAUGUGUAAUUUGAAAGUGAAGAAAUAACAUGUGUGGAUAAAUUGUCAGAACUAGAACAGACUAGAAUGUAAAAAUAAAGCACGAUUCUGCUUCCCAUAAAUCUUGCUACUUCGAACAAAUUGGAUGAACAUCAUACAAUCCCGACUUCGAAUCCCGAGUUCAGUUUGAAGGAAUUGACUCCGAUUGAAACUCCACGUGCUGAGAAUAACCAAACGUUCAAAACAAAAACUGGCGCAUGCAGACUUUAGUUUACCGUUGAGAAUUCUUUGUCUACAGCAACUCCAGGGAUUCAAAAUUAACUUAUGAUUUGAUUUCCGACUCCGGGGAGUUCGAAAAUACGACUCCUGCUCAGACUCUAAUAUUGAUACAACAAACCAAACUGCAAAUCCAGACGCCGACGCUGCAGUCCUGUAAAUGUGUCAGGCCCAACGUCCGGUGCCAUAUUUCCUCAUGUAGCCUACUUGUUAAACUCUUGUCUCGUUUGAGGUGGCUUUGACUUUGUUACCUACCUAGGAUUACCUUUCUGUUGGUUGGCACUUUACAUUUUCUUUGUCUAUAAUACUAAUCACACUUACGUUAUUUGUAAUAAAUUAUGUACAA
Messenger RNA from Styela clava, 1487 nucleotides. RefSeq lists its product as uncharacterized. Gene Ontology annotation, cellular component: membrane. Lineage: Eukaryota; Metazoa; Chordata; Ascidiacea; Stolidobranchia; Styelidae. Gene Ontology annotation, biological process: immune response. Gene Ontology annotation, molecular function: tumor necrosis factor receptor binding. The record is from RefSeq and is a predicted model, not a curated record.